AUGCUUGCAGAUAAAAAUCAAUUUACUUUAGAAUCAAUGAUUAUUACUAGUAAGAAUAAGAAUGCUCACCAUCAUUAUAAUGGUGAUGCUGGUAGUCCGAAAUGGGUGGUAGGCAGUGUUGGCUCACCGAAAUAUCAGGGACAUUCAUCUUCAUCCUCCAAUUCCUUUAAAUAUCAGCAGCAAGAUGUUGGUCCGAAUUCACGUGAGAAUGGAGGUGCUCCUUCGAAUGGUUCCGCAAGUCAAGAUGCCAGUGGUCACCACCAACUAAGUAGCAACGGUAACCGAAAGAACAGUGGAAAUAACAAUAACAAUAAUAACAACAACAAUGGAGUUACAAAGAGUUUAAAGAGUGAUGGAAUCGAUGGUCAUUGCAUUAUGAACUUCAACUCACAGCAGAUCUAUAGUAUGGUUCUCCUAGUGAUGAAACACUCCAACUUUAACAUUCAACAGCUGAUGCAGUUCCGUUUGGUCAGUAAGAUAUUCGCAGAGUCAUUCGAACCCUAUUUCUGGGAGAGAGUUGUCCGUUCGCGUUUUUUCAAUACCAGCAACGCCAUCGAGUAUAUCCGUGCUCCAUUCAAUUGGAAGCGUGUCUUCCUUGGUAUCCCAAGAGUUCUUCACCAAAAAGACUGGUCGCUUUGUCCACUGUGUUGUAACCAAUCGCUAGGUGUAAUCUCCUCUUCCAAACAACUUGCAUGUACAGAUCAAGAUUAUUGUGGAUUUAAAAUAAAUCUUGGUUUUUCAUGUAAAUCAAAUAAUAAUAAUAACAACAGUAAUAACAACAACAAUAGUAAUAACAAUAGAUGGUCAUUCAAUACACAAUAUUUAAAUCGUGAUAAUUGUUCGAUUGGAAGAUCUUUGCUAAAGAAUAGUAGUGGUGGAAGAUGGUCAUUAAAUAGUAAUACUUUAAAUCAUAACAACAAUAACAAUAGUAGUAGCUGCAGUAAUAAUUAUUUUAGUUGUCAACCAAAUUGUAAAAAGUGUUGUUUCAAAUGUAGACAAUGUAAAAAGUUGGUAAAAGGUGACAAGAUCUGCUGGAAAUCACUGGAGGAAGAGCUCCUAAACAGUGAUGACUCAACAGACGACUUGGAGGACGAAGAUGACGAUGACGAUGAUGAAUAUGACGAUGAUACCUACUGUUGUUUUGUAAAGUGCGAAGAUUGUAUUUCAAAUUCAAGAUCUAUUUGCAACGAUACAAUAUUCCUCAUGGAUGAUUAG
This is a messenger RNA of Heterostelium album PN500, 1215 nucleotides long. RefSeq lists its product as uncharacterized. NCBI's taxonomy places the organism in Eukaryota, Evosea, Eumycetozoa, Acytosteliales, Acytosteliaceae. The record is from RefSeq and is a predicted model, not a curated record. The transcript has a single exon. The coding region runs from base 1 to 1215 and encodes 404 amino acids.